Carlito syrichta (Philippine tarsier) is the source of this 7008-nucleotide messenger RNA. It is a transcript of the gene PCNX2, whose product is annotated as pecanex homolog 2. Lineage: Eukaryota; Metazoa; Chordata; Mammalia; Primates; Tarsiidae. The coding region runs from base 91 to 6240 and encodes 2049 amino acids. The transcript has 33 exons. Gene Ontology annotation, cellular component: membrane. The record is from RefSeq and is a predicted model, not a curated record.
CCUCCAAAUGCGAUCAUCGUAUUUUUUUACUGUAGUUCGGUGACUAUAUUCUUCACAAUAAUCAAAUUGGUCAGUUAUCGCCUACACCUCAUGUUUGAUAAAGGAGAAGUAAUUCAGCAAAAGUCCUCCAAAAAGAAAGAAAAGCCAAAUAAAGACAAAGAGACCAACAGUGAACGUAUAACGAGUCACAAAAAUCCAAGCAAUAACAGGCGGAUUCACCGUGGCAAAAAGGAAGAAGCCAGCCAGAACCUCGCUACACCUCCCCUCCGCUGCAGCUCUGGGGGACAGGGCAUGAACUCGCAUCACUCAUCUGGGCUGUCGGAGUUGCCAGCGCAGGAAACAGUGGAAGAUCUCAAAGGUGUCAUCCUGUCAGAAGACCAACCUGCGGCACCAGUGUCAUCUACCUCACCUGGUAUCAAAACGGCAAGCUUAGCUGCUUCUCAGGCACGGAUGCUGGAAGCCACGCCCGAGUCAGUAAUGCCAGCGAAACCAGUGGCUGCGGAAACAUUCAUCCAUGGUAAAGCCAAGGAUAGAGGAGGGAAGAUGCAGCCUCCUUUGCGCCAUAGAUCCGAGGGCGGCUUGGAGGACAAGGGACCCUUGAAGAAGUCACCCCACUUGUCUCUGUCUCAGUAUGACUUACUAGAAACAGACGUGUCUUUCCAGCUGUGGGGGAGUGAGCAUUCAGUCCUGAUUCCAGAACCUGUCAGUUGUCCCCAGGGCUCCAUAAGGGGACAGGUACAAAGCAAGUCACCUCAGGACAGCCUGAGCAGCAGCUGCCCUCAGUGUAACACCGUCGUGGCCAAGCCUGCAGAGGGGCAGGCGGACACUUCCUGUCAGGUGGACCUGCCCUUGAACCAGGAAGUGGACUCCUUGGAGAGUGAGGUAGCCGUUACUCUGAUCGAUACUUCUCAACCCGGAAACCCUCUGAGUCUGCACGAACCCAUCAAAAUUGUUAUCACGAUGAGUAGCACCCCGAACUCCAUGACAGACUUGGAAAGCUCCCUCCACCUGGAGGUGGUUGGUACAGAGGGGACGGCUUUAAAGUCUGACACUGAGCUAGCUACCCCAGGAGUGGCCAGUCCUCCACACGCUGAGCAGAUCAGAAUUCCCAUGAUCACCCUUGAACCGUCUGAGGAUCGGGGAGGAAGCGUUUCUCGUCCUGAAGGCAAUGGAAACGAAAGGACUCCAGAGAGACCGAGGGUGGAGGCAUCUGCCAGUCAGUGUUCAGGCCACGCGUCUGGGGAGGGUACAGGUACCACCAAGGACUGUAGUUCUUCCUCACGGGACCCUGGGGAAACAGCACCCCCACUCACCCCUGACUUGGCCUCCGAGUCUGCCAGGGGGAAGGAAAGCCAGGCUAGCCUUGACCCAGCAUCUUGCAAGACCAGCCACGAAAAGAGACAUGCCCGGGUGCUCAGUGUGGAUAGUGGGACAGAUGUCUUCUUGAGUAAAAGUUCUGCAGAAAUUAUUAACGAAAACAAAGAGAAAACAAUGCCAACUUCCAAAUCUGACCUAGAGGCUAAGGAAGGGCAAAUCCCAAAUGAGUCUAGCUUCCUGGAGUUUGUCUCCCUGUUAGAAUCAAUUAAUACGUCCAAGGUGGUGGCGUCCGAUCAAUCAAAUGGCUCAGCAGAGCAGAAUGAAGAAAGUGGGCUUCUCCAAGAUAAUUGUUCCCAGGAGAAAAAGGAGGAAAUCCCGGAAAGGGAAAAGCCCAGUGGACACGAUUCCAAGCAAGGAAAGCCAGGCUUGCAAAGUCAAGACCAUACUAGUGCCAGCCCUGUGUGCGCUCAACCCGCCAAGACCCCGGCCUUUUUCCAGGGCAAUAGACAAAGACAGAUAAUCUACAGGGUAACUUCCCAACAAGAUAGUUCUGUCUUACAAGUCAUCAGUGGGCCGGAAACGUCUGUGCAGGAGGAGAUAUCUGUGGAUGCUAUGCAUGUCUUCAUCGACGAACACGGAGAAAUUAGAUCCUGUUAUUUGAAGUCUGGAAAUCAGAAAGAAGGUCUUUUAGAGCAUCCGUCAUCACACUGCGACUGUCUCUCUCAGGCUCGAGAGAUACAGGUCAGCUCCUCCAGCACCACGACUUCUGAGAGUCAGGAGCCAUCUUCUGGAGACCCCGCAGUCAGUGCCCUUCAACAGCAGCUGCUACUCAUGGUGGCUCGGAGGACCCAGUCAGAAACCCCCCGGCAUGUGAGUCAGGAUCUGGAAGACUCUUCAUGUUCUUCAACACAAGGAAAAUUUAACCGAGAGCAGUUUUACAAAUUUAUCAUUUUCCCUGGCAAGUGGAUUAAAGUCUGGUACGACCGACUUACUUUGCUGGCGUUGCUUGAUCGAACUGAAGAUGUCAAGGAGAAUGUGCUGGCGAGUUUACUCAUUGUCCUGGUUUCCCUCCUCGGAUUUCUGACACUGAACCGGGGUUUUUGCAAAGACAUGUGGGUGCUUCUCUUCUGCCUUGUGAUGGCCAGCUGCCAGUACUCCCUGUUAAAGAGCGUCCAGCCUGACCCCGCCUCACCAAUACAUGGACACAACCAAAUCAUAACAUAUAGCAGACCAACCUACUUUUGUGUGCUGUGUGGCCUUAUUUUGCUUCUUGAUACAGAGGCCAAAGCCAGGCACCCUCCCGGUUACGUUGUAUAUGGCCUGAAGCUCUUCUCUCCAGUGUCCCUGCAGUCAGCUAGGGACUACUUAAUAGUCUUUUUGUAUUGCUUUCCUGCAAUUUCCCUUCUUGGGCUCUUUCCACAAAUCAACACUUUCUGCAUUUAUCUUUUGGAACAAACAGACAUGCUGUUUUUUGGAGGUUCUGCCGUGUCUGGGAUCACCUCUGCCGUCUACAGCAUGGCCCGAAGCAUCUUGGCCACUGCCCUGCUCUACGCUGUCUGCUUCAGUGCGGUGAAGGAACCGUGGAGUACACAACACAUCCCGGCGCUGUUUUCAGCCUUCUGUGGCCUCCUGGUUGCGCUUUGCUACCAUCUGAGCCGUCAGAGCAGUGACCCCUCCGCGCUCAUGUCCUUCAUUCAGUGCAGACUGUUUCCUAAGUUUUUACAUCAAAAUCUAGAAGAGUCAGCAGCAGACCCUCUCGCCAAAAAGAUGAAAGAUUCAGUGAAGGAUGUCUUAAAAUCGGAUCUCAUCAUCUGCGCAGUAUUCGCUGUCCUCUCAUUUGCAGUCAGCGCCAGCACUGUGUUCCUGUCGUUGCGACCGUUCCUCAGCAUCGUGCUGUUUGCCUUGGCUGGCACCGUGGGGUUUGUAACACAUUACCUACUGCCUCAGCUCCGCAAGCACCAUCCCUGGAUGUGGAUUUCACACCCCAUCCUCAAAAACAAGGAGUAUCAUCAAUGGGAAGUGAGCGAUGUCGCCCAUUUAAUGUGGUUUGAAAGACUCUAUGUUUGGCUUCAGUGUUUUGAAAAGUAUAUCUUGUACCCAGCAGUAAUUUUGAAUGCCCUCACUAUUGAUGCAUUCUCAAUAAGCAAUCACCGGAGACUUGGUACUCACUGGGACAUUUUCCUGAUGAUCAUUGCUGGCAUGAAGCUGCUGCGGACUUCGUUCUGCAACCCGGUUCACCAGUUCAUUAACCUGAGCUUCACCGUCAUCUUUUUCCAGUUUGACUACAGAGAUAUUUCAGAGAGUUUCUUACUGGAUUUCUUCACGGUGUCCAUUUUAUUUAGCAAGCUCGGGGACCUGCUUCACAAGUUACAGUUCGUCCUGACCUAUGUGGCUCCUUGGCAGAUGGCUUGGGGUUCUUCAUUCCACGUGUUUGCUCAGCUCUUUGCUGUCCCUCAUUCUGCCAUGCUUUUCUUUCAGACAAUUGCUACGUCAAUCUUUUCUACUCCAUUGAGCCCAUUUCUGGGAAGCGUCAUUUUCAUCACGUCGUAUGUCAGGCCAGUGAAAUUCUGGGAGAAAAACUAUAAUACCAAGAGAGUGGAUAAUUCCAACACAAGACUGGCAGUCCAAAUUGAAAGGGAUCCAGGGAAUGAUGACAACAAUCUCAAUUCCAUCUUUUAUGAGCACUUGACAAGAACCCUCCAGGAGUCCCUCUGUGGAGACUUAGUUCUUGGCCGCUGGGGCAACUACAGCUCUGGCGAUUGCUUCAUUUUGGCUUCAGAUGACCUCAAUGCCUUCGUUCACCUGAUUGAAAUUGGAAAUGGCCUUGUCACCUUUCAACUUCGAGGACUGGAAUUCCGAGGAACCUACUGCCAGCAGAGAGAGGUAGAGGCCAUCAUGGAAGGCGACGAGGAUGACAGGGGCUGCUGCUGCUGUAAGCCGGGACACCUGCCCCACCUGUUGUCCUGCAAUGCUGCCUUUCACCUCCGCUGGCUCACCUGGGAGAUCACUCGGACGCAGUACAUCCUGGAGGGCUACAGCAUCCUGGACAACAACGCGGCCACCAUGCUGCAGGUGUUUGACCUCCGAAGGAUCCUCAUCCGCUACUACAUCAAGAGUAUCAUUUACUUUAUGGCAACGUCCCCCAAACUCCUCUCCUGGAUGAAAAACGAGUCGCUUCUGAAGUCCCUGCAGCCCUUUGCCAAGUGGCAUUACAUUGAACGUGACCUUGCGAUGUUCAACACUAACAUUGAUGACGACUACGUCCCGUGUCUCCAGGGGAUAACACGCGCGAGCUUCUGCAAUGUGUAUCUGGAAUGGAUUCAGCACUGCGCACGGAAAAGACAAGAGCCUUCCAAGACCGUGGACAGCGACGAGGAUUCCCCUUUGGUGACCCUCUCCUUUGCCCUGUGUAUCCUGGGGAGAAGAGCUCUGGGAACUGCAGCACACAACAUGGCCAUCAGCCUGGAUUCUUUCCUGUAUGGCCUCCAUGCCCUCUUCAAAGGUGACUUUAGAAUAACAGCACGAGACGAGUGGGUAUUUGCUGACAUGGACCUGCUGCAUAAAGUCGUCGCUCCAGCUAUUAGGAUGUCCUUGAAACUUCACCAGGACCAGUUCACGUGCCCCGACGAGUAUGAAGACCCAGCCGUACUCUACGAGGCCAUCCAGUCCUUCGAAAAGAAGGUGGUCAUCUGCCACGAGGGUGACCCGGCCUGGCGGGGCGCGGUGCUGUCCAACAAGGAGGAGCUGCUCACCCUGCGGCACGUGGUGGACGAGGGCACCGACGAGUACAAGGUCAUCAUGCUCCACAGAAGCUUCCUGAGCUUCAAGGUGAUCAAGGUUAACAAAGAAUGCGUGCGAGGGCUCUGGGCGGGGCAGCAGCAGGAGCUCAUCUUCCUUCGCAACCGCAAUCCGGAGCGUGGCAGCAUCCAGAACAACAAGCAGGUGCUGCGGAACCUGAUUAAUUCCUCCUGUGAUCAGCCGCUGGGCUACCCCAUGUAUGUCUCUCCGCUGACCACAUCCUAUCUAGGGACCCACAGGCAGCUAAAGAACGUCUGGCGCGGACCCGUCACGCUGGACAGCAUUAGGAUGUGGCUGCGGACCAAGUGGUUGAGGAUGCGGAAGGACUGCGAUGCCCGCCAGCGCAGCAGCGGCCACGCUGAGGAUGGGGACGGCGGAGGGGCCCCGGCGGCAGGUGGCAGUGGCGUCCCGAGUGGCGGCAGUCAGGAAAGCAGCGCAGAGCAGCCCAGAAAAGAUGGCUCCCAGCACUGGGCCUCAUCUCGUGAAGGGACACAGAGGACAGGCAGGAGGAAAGGCCGGAGUCAGUCUGUCCAGGCACGCUCCGCCCUGAGCCAGAGGCCGCCCACCCUGAGCUCAUCAGGCCCGAUCCUAGAGAGCCGCCAGGCCUUCCUCCAGACGUCCACCUCCGUCCACGAGCUGGCCCAGAGGCUCUCGGGCAGCCGGCUCUCCUUGCACACCUCGGCCACGUCACUGCAUUCCCAGCCCCCGCCCGUCACCACCACGGGCCACCUGAGCGUCCGCGAGCGAGCCGAGGCGCUCAUCAGGUCCAGCCUGGGAUCCUCCACCAGCUCCACCCUGAGCUUCCUUUUUGGCAAGAGGAGCUUCUCCAGUGCUCUGGUCAUCUCGGGUCUCUCGGCCGCCGAGGGGGGCAACACCAGUGACACCCAGUCCUCCAGCAGCGUCAACAUUGCGAUGGGCCCCUCGGCCAGGGCCGCUGGCCACGCCGCACGGCACUUCUCCGAGCCAUGUGAGCCCACGGAUGCCACUGAGCAGCGGCAGCUCCGUGACCAACGUCGUGCUGAGGCCAUGGCAGAGAAUGUCGGGGUGAUCUGCAGGAGGGCAAGCCAGGAAGACAUGGGCCUGGAUGACACGGCUUCGCAGCAAAGUGCUUCAGACGAGCAGUGAUGGGUGCGUCUGGGGGGGGAGAGACUGGCUUCCCCCCUGUUCCUUGUACCCCCCAAAUCAAAAAAAUCUAAUCUUGCGAUCAGCGGGGAGGCUCUUCCUGUGACCAAAGGAGAGUAAUUCUAGAAAACAAUAACUUUAUCUCAGGUUCUUGAAAAUAAAGUCUUCUUAAAUGAUGAAAAAAUACCCCCCACCCCCGCCCUGCACUAUGCUGCCCAGAGCAGCAUGACACGGACGGCACCACACUCUUACAAAAGUCAUCUCGUAUCUUAAAACAACUAGAGUAAGUAGAGCCCACGAAUAACUCCUUCCUGUCCUGAUAAAAAUAAGACAACUGCAUGUUGAAUAGUUGGCACUUUAUGCAUUACUGUUACCAUGAAAAAGACACGAACAGCAGCACAUCUGACACCACCCGCUGGUCAAACGCGUGAAGGCUAAAUCUACGUGUACAGAAAACCAGACCUCUUUAUCGCAUUUAUGCAGAUGUUAAGCAUAAAAUAGUGGCAGCUUUAUGACAAGAACCAUGAUCGUGCAUGCAGUCCUGUCUCAAGUAUUCUGUGAUGAGCCAGGAUACAUUAGGAGGUGAGUUGAGAAAUUGAGUCGUCGGGCGCAUGGAAGCCAGCGUGGAAUCAUCAGGCUUCUCCAGCUGCCCCAGCGACCUGCAGCCACCGUGCUCAUGGGACACAUACCUGCUCUCUAAGCCGAGGGGCCCUCAUUGAAUCACAGAACACUUGCACACACUUGUUUUUGGAAUUAAAAAAUUUAUAGUUA